Molecule: messenger RNA, 3273 nt
Organism: Capra hircus (goat)
Lineage: Eukaryota; Metazoa; Chordata; Mammalia; Artiodactyla; Bovidae
Product: docosahexaenoic acid omega-hydroxylase CYP4F3
Exons: 13
Coding region: 124-1698 (524 amino acids)
Molecular function (GO): iron ion binding; monooxygenase activity; heme binding
Source: RefSeq, a predicted model, not a curated record
GAGGGUUCUGGCCCAAGGUGGGGAAGGCAGAUGCCCAAGGCAGGGUGGCUCCAGGGAAUGAGAUGACCUGGGAGAUGAGUGGAUACCAGUGACUCGCCACCCUGCACCCCAUCUGACCACAGGAUGCUGGAGCUGAGCCUGUCCUGGCUGGGAUUCGGGCCAGUGGCAACCUCCCCGUGGCUGCUGCUGCUGGUGGUAGGGACCUCCUGGCUCCUGGCCCAUGUCCUGGCCUGGACCUACACCUCCUACAACAACUCUCGCCGCCUCCGAUGUUUCCCACAGCCCCCAAAACGUAACUGGUUCUUGGGUCACCUGGGCCUGGUCCCCCCCACGGAGCAGGGCUUGAGCAAAGUAACUCAGCUGGUGACCAACUACCCUCAGGGUUAUUUGAUGUGGAUGGGCCCCAUCAUCCCCCUGGUCAUUUUCUGCCACCCUGACUUGAUCCGGACUUUUGCCAGUGCCUCAGCUGCCAUCACACCCAAGAAUGUGAUCUUCUACAACUUUCUGAAGCCUUGGCUGGGGGAUGGGCUCCUGCUGAGUGCUGGUGACAAGUGGAGCAGCCACCGUCGCCUGCUGACACCUGCCUUCCACUUCAACAUCCUGAAGCCCUAUAUGAAGAUUUUCACCAAGAGUGCAGACAUCAUGCAUGCUAAGUGGCAGCGCCUGAUCACAGAGGGCCACACCCAUCUGGACAUGUUUGAACAUAUCAGCCUCAUGACCCUGGACAGUCUGCAGAAAUGCGUCUUCAGCUACGACAGCAAUUGCCAGGAGAAACCCAGUGACUAUAUCGCUGCCAUCUUGGAGCUCAGUGCCCUUGUGGCAAAACGAUAUCAGCAGCUCUUCCUGCACAUGGACUUCCUGUACUACCUCACCCCUGAUGGGCGGCGCUUCCGCAGGGCCUGCCGCCUGGUGCACGACUUCACAGGUGCUGUCAUCCAGGAGCGGCGCUGCACCCUCCCCAAGGAAGAUAUUGGUGACUUCCUCAAGGCCAAGGAGAAGACCAAGACUUUGGACUUUAUUGAUGUACUCCUGCUGACCAAGGAUGAAGAUGGGAAGGGAUUAUCAGAUGAAGACAUCCGAGCUGAAGCUGACACCUUCAUGUUUGAAGGCCAUGACACCACAGCCAGUGGCCUCUCCUGGGUCCUGUACAACCUUGCAAAACACCCAGAAUACCAGGAACGCUGCCGGCAGGAGGUGCAAGAGCUCCUGAAGGACCGUGAGUCUAAAGAGAUUGAAUGGGACGAUCUGGCUCAGUUGCCCUUCCUGACCAUGUGCAUCAAGGAGAGUCUGCGGUUGCACCCCCCAGUCACGGUCAUCUCCCGCCGCUGUACCCAGGACAUCAUGCUUCCAGAUGGCCGGGUCAUCCCCAAAGGUGUUAUCUGCCUCAUCAGCAUUUUCGGGACCCACCACAAUCCAUCUGUGUGGCCAGACCCUGAGGUCUAUGACCCCUUGCGCUUCGAGCCAGAAAACAUCAAGGGGAGGUCACCUCUGGCUUUUAUCCCCUUCUCAGCGGGUCCCAGGAACUGCAUCGGGCAGGCAUUCGCCAUGACCGAGAUGAAGGUGGUCCUGGCCCUCACGCUACUGCGGUUCCGUGUCCUGCCAGAUGAGGAGGAGCCUCGCCGGAAGCCAGAGCUGAUCCUGCGGGCAGAGGGCGGACUUUGGCUGCGGAUGGAGCUGCUGAGCACAGGGCAGCAAUGACCCACCCACCUUCCGGCCUGAGAUCCAGCCAUGACCAUAGACACCUCACUGCAGAUUCCAAGGAAUAAAUCUGGGACUUCGCUGGCGGUGCAGUGGUUAAGACUUUGUGCUUCCCCUGCAAAGGGGACGGGAUCCUGAUCCGGGAGCUCACGUCUGUCCCAAGCUUCAUUGAGAGCCAGCAGAGGGCCCCUGGGGCCUGGACGGAUCCAGGCGGAUGGGUGUGGCUGUGAACCUGGCGGGGGAAGUGGGGGAGGGAGAGGGUGGGGGAAUGGAGGUAAAUUUUUUUAUGAUAGCUGGAGCUCCAGCUUGGAUCAUUAGGACAAGAUGACUUUUUAAGGAAGGUGAAGCAGAGAGCUAGAUGCAGUCAGAGUCAAAUGACCCUGGAUCCACCACUCCCUCCUUCCAAAGGUUUGCCAUUUUUACCUAUUUGGCUGGGUUGGGGGAAAUCUCUCUCUAAGCCUCAGUGCCUUUAUUACAUAAUAGUAGCCACCUUAUUGCGCUGUUGUGGAGAUUUAUAAAAAGCUUGUGCAAAAUGACUGACUCAGUAUCUGGUAAGCAGUCCUACAGAAUGUGCAUUCAUUUCCACACUUUGUGAUGUUUUUGCAUCACUUUCUCAAAUUUAAAAUGCUUCAAAGUCAUAAAAGUUAUACUGAAGUUUGGGGACAUGCAGAAACCUGCUGUUGAAGAAAAUUGCCAUUAGAAGAUUGAGCAAAUUCAAAAUCUACAUAGUUAGAUCUGUUACACAGUUACAAGCUGCUCUGCAGUGAAACAGACCUGAAGCUAAGGACCAAAAAGAAAUUUUUUCCCUCAGAGAGGCAUGACCCAGGACUUCAUUUUCAUCAGGAUGUUCUAGAAAGUGGAGGUGAAGAGAGUUCCCAAUAGUGAGAGAAGGUGGAGGGGGCAGGAGUGGGGCCACUUCCUUCAGCACCUGGGACAGCGGCUGCUCCAGGACUAGCCCCACUAAGGUGGCAGGGGGUCCUGGGAUAGUCUUAGUAUCAGACCCUUUUGGGGUUCUACAAGCUGGGGUCAGAAGACUUAAUGAUUGACUAAUAAGAAAUAAAUCCUAUAACAUGAAAUUAGUAAAUAUUUCAUGUAUUCUAAGCUGAAAAUUGCAUAUGUUUCUGUUUGCCUUCAGAGUUCUUAUUAAAAUGCUUUUCUUUAAAAACAAAACAGAAAAGCGGGAGGAACUGCCCUGGUGGUCCAGUAGCUUAGACUCAGAGUUCGCAAUGCAGGUAGCCCAGGUUCAAUGUCUGGUCCACGAAUGAUACUCCACAUGCCACAACUAAGAGUUUGCAUUCUGUAAAUAAAGAUUCUGCAUGCUGCGACCAAGACCCAGAACAGGCAGAUAAAUAAGUAAAUACUUAUUAAUGUUUUUCCUUUCCCCCAAAUUAUACCUUAUCAUAGAAAAAACCACAGCGAAGACAAAGUAAGAAAUAAAAAUCAUAUCUAUAAUCCAAACACGCCAAAGUAAUCACUUCAUAGUCUCUCAAUUAUACUGCCAAAUUUUAAAAUGAAAGUAUCAGUCAUGCCCAGCUCUUUGCGACUCCAUGAACUGCAGCCUGCCAGGCUCCUCUG